Messenger RNA from Salvia splendens (bonfire salvia), 1647 nucleotides. RefSeq lists its product as uncharacterized. The transcript has 2 exons. Lineage: Eukaryota; Viridiplantae; Streptophyta; Magnoliopsida; Lamiales; Lamiaceae. Bases 1 to 1647 code for a protein of 548 amino acids. The record is from RefSeq and is a predicted model, not a curated record.
AUGGAAGUAAUAGAGGAGCUUGCAUCUAAUGACGAAGGAUGGCGCAACGAAAGGAGUAAGGUGCAUAGGGUAGCGUCUACUACAGAUCAUGAUCCUAUGAGUGCCCUAUCUGACAAGUUGGAUGCGCUGACUAUGAAAUUUGACUGCAUUGCAAUGGGACAGCCGUCUCAAGAACCCCAAGGAAAAAUGGGGGACGUGAACUAUGUGAAUCAAGGGGACAACAACCGGUACUUCAAUAAUCACCGCCCCAACUUUCAGGGUGGAGGAUAUAAUCAGUUCAGGAAUAAAUGGCAUCCCAAUCUCUCUUAUGGAAACCCAAAUAAUGCUCUGCAACCACCCCCGGGGUUCACAGUUACUGAUGGAGUGGUUAAUGAUCCGAAGAAGAUGACCACGGAAGACAUACUCAAGUCUUUCAUGCUACAGUCCAACAAGCUCAUGGAGCAGAACAAUCAAAGGAUGGAGAAGGUUGAGACAGAUGUGCAAAGUAUGGCCACUCAUCUGAAGAACAUCGACACACAGAUCAGCCAGAUUUCCCAGACUGUUUAUGAAGCUCCCUCACUGCCUGCGACCACAUCUGAUACCGUUCUUGAGCCCAAGGCUGCCGUGGCAGAGAAGGAAAAGGAGGCUGAAAAGGAGAAUACUGGCACCACUUCUGGAGUAAAGGUGUCAUUCCCGCAGGUACUGAAUCAGAAGAAGAAGAAAGAUGAGCAGUUCACUCGAUUUCUGGACAUCUUCAAAAAGGUGCAUGUGAACAUUCCUUUGAUCGAUGCACUGCAGCAGAUGCCUAAGUACGCUAAGUUUCUGAAGGAGUGCUCUGCUGCAAAGGAAACUGACUGCCAAGCUGAAGGAUCCUGGAAGUUCACUGUCGACUGCCUCAUUGGGGGCUAUAAGGUGGAGAAUGCUCUCUGCGAUCUAGGCGCGAGCAUUAAUCUAAUGCCACUAUCGGUGUUCAAGCAAAUGAACAUUGGUACUUUGAAGCCCACCUCAGCCACACUACAGAUGGCAGACAGAUAUGUCGUGUAUCCAGAGGGCAUCGUGGAAGACCUACUGAUUAAGGUCGGGGAAUUUAUUUUUCCCGUCGACUUUAUGGUCUUGGACAUGGAAGAAGACAAGGAAUUCCCCCUACUGCUAGGACGUCCCUUCCUUGCCACUGCUGAGGCAAAUAUAAACGUGAAAAAGGGAGAGUUGACAAUCUUCAUGGGAAAAGAAAGUCAAACGUUUUCCCAAAAACCGAGAAGCAUGGAUGGAAGAACUGAGGAGUGCAAGGUGGUGCGUCUGAAGCACCAAGAGACUACUGAAGAAGGAGGAUCGAGUGCAGUCAGAAAAGUGAAGCAGAAGGACUUUUGUGAGCUUCACAUGGAGAUGAUGGCUUCCACUGACUCGGAGCCAAUAGCAUGGAUCGAUGCAGACCAUAGUCGCCCUUCACCGGUGCACGCGGUGAUCACUACUGAACCCCCUAGGAUGGGGGGUAAAAUACCAACUGAUGUCAAGGGAAGAAAGAUAACUGCUCCAACACUGAAGGAGCCUAUCCCGAGAGAGCCUGAAAAGUGGUGGCUCACCAAGACGUGGAACGAUCUAUUUCCUCAUGGAGGAGGAGCCAAGCGAUCACCUGGAGGCAACUCUGGGAUGAAAGGGGGUCUCGGUUGA